This is a messenger RNA of Trichomonas vaginalis G3, 243 nucleotides long. RefSeq lists its product as uncharacterized. The record is from RefSeq and is a predicted model, not a curated record. The transcript has a single exon. Lineage: Eukaryota; Parabasalia; Trichomonadida; Trichomonadidae. Bases 1 to 243 code for a protein of 80 amino acids.
AUGAGUCAGGGAUUAGAUAUUGAAGCCAUCAAAAAAGAAAUUCGUGAGCAGAUAUUAACAGAACUAAAGACACCAAAAGCCGAAGAAAAACCAGAAAAACCAAAAAGGAAAUUAAGUGAAAAGCAGUUAGCCGCAUUAGCUGCAGGAAGAGAGAAGAACCCGCGAAUGAAAGCAAAAAGAGAACGUGAGGCUAAAGAAAAGGCGGAAAAGGAAAAGGCUGAAUCCGUUGAGAAGAAAGAAUAA